Molecule: messenger RNA, 1532 nt
Organism: Protobothrops mucrosquamatus (brown spotted pit viper)
Lineage: Eukaryota; Metazoa; Chordata; Lepidosauria; Squamata; Viperidae
Gene: TLNRD1
Product: talin rod domain containing 1
Exons: 1
Coding region: 13-1071 (352 amino acids)
Molecular function (GO): actin binding
Source: RefSeq, a predicted model, not a curated record
CCCUCCGGCACCAUGGCUAGUGGCGGCUCUGGCAAGUCCACUACUGAGACAUCCACCCCCAGCGGCAGCUCUUUGCCAAGGAAGAAGCUCGUGGCCACCUGUGACCUCUGCAAGAUCAAGAUGCAGCUGGUAGCGGAUCUGCUCCUGCUAUCCAGCGAGAGCCGGCCCGUCCAUACGGAGAGCUUGUCUGUCUUCGGAGAAUCCUUUGAAAAGUGCAGGGACACCAUCAUCGCCAGGACCAAAGGCCUCUCCAUUUUGACCCAUGACGUCCAGAGCCAACUCAAUAUGGGCCGUUUCACCGAAGUGGGGGACAUCCUGGGGGAGAUGGGGGACUUGGUGGUCUCUUUGACAGAGUGCUCGGCCCACGCUGCUUACCUGGCGGCGGUGGAGACGCCAGGGGCUCAGCCAGCUUCACCCGGCUUGGUGGAUCGCUACAAGGUGACCAGAUGUAAGCACGAGGUGGAACAUGGGUGUGGGAUCUUGAAGGCCACCCCUCUCGCUGACCUAAGCCCUCAGCUCCUUUUGGAGGUCUCUCAGAACAUGUCCAAGAACUUGAAGUUCCUGACCGAUGCCUGCGUCCUGGCCAGCGAGAAGUCCAAGGAUAGGUUUGCCAAGGAGCAGUUCAAACUUAGCGUCAAAUGCAUGAGCACCAGCGCCUCUGCUCUCCUGGCCUGCGUCCGGGAGGUCAAGACGUCCCCCAGUGAGCUGACACGCAACCGGUGCGUCUUGUUUAGUGGACCUUUGGUGCAGUCUGUGUGUGCGUUGGUGGGCUUUGCCACAGAGCCUCAGUUUUUGGGCAGAGCGGCCACCAUCAACCCAGAGGGCAAAUCUGUCCAGACGGCCAUUUUGGGCGGUGCAAUGAGUGUCGUCUCGGCUUGCGUGCUCCUUACUCAAUGCCUCAGGGAUAUAGCCCAACACAACGACAGUAGCGCCAAGAUGACUGAAUAUAGGGAAAGGUUGAGGAACUCGGCGUGUGCGGUCUCCGACGGCUGCAACCUGUUAUCUCAGGCCCUAAGGGAACGCUCCUCACCCCGGACUUUACCGCCAGCAAAUGCAAAUUCUGUGAAUUAAUCUAUUCAGUUUUAGAUUGCAUGGCCGCCUCUUAACAGAGAAUCCCUUUUCUGCCCCAGAUUUUCUUUUCGUAUACCAAAGAAUUUGUGUAGCGCAGUCCUUUAAUUCUUCUUCUUAUUGCUAAAAUAAUAGUGUGAGGAGGCAGUAAAACCAUGCUUUUUUAGCUUACAUGUCAUAAUCAGCAUGGAUGUCUGUUAUCUGGGGAGGGAACGGGACGCACAUCCCCUCCCCUCCAAAUCUGUAAAUCAUCCAAGCAGCCUUACAUUUAAGCAUGGAACUGUCGGUGGCUUGCCGUGGCCUGAGACUGGCAGGCAGAAUUCUGUUCAGGCAAGCGAGCAACUGCAUUUCCUUCCUUCUGCUUGGUCCAAAAUCAAGGUCAGUUCUUGGAGGACAAGGCUCUCUUCUUUUGCAAGGCCUUGUGUAAAAUGAUUUAAAUUCUCUGUUCUUCUAUUGCUGGCUGC